Molecule: messenger RNA, 1914 nt
Organism: Monodelphis domestica (gray short-tailed opossum)
Lineage: Eukaryota; Metazoa; Chordata; Mammalia; Didelphimorphia; Didelphidae
Gene: RAB1B
Product: RAB1B, member RAS oncogene family
Molecular function (GO): GTPase activity; GTP binding
Source: RefSeq, a predicted model, not a curated record
AUGCAAGGAAAGGACCUGCGCAUGCGCUUACACAUGGGGCGGAGCUUCAUGGGCGGAGCGACCGCCAUCUUGGAGCGGGAGGCGGAGCGAAGCAGACCGGGAGGGAGCGACCGACCGGGGCCGCUGCCGCCGCCAUGAACCCCGAGUAUGAUUACCUGUUUAAGCUCCUCUUGAUUGGUGAUUCAGGCGUUGGGAAAUCCUGCCUACUUCUACGGUUUGCUGAUGACACUUACACCGAGAGCUACAUCAGCACCAUUGGGGUGGACUUCAAGAUCCGAACCAUUGAGCUGGAUGGCAAAACCAUCAAGCUUCAGAUUUGGGACACAGCAGGUCAGGAGCGCUUCCGAACCAUCACCUCCAGCUAUUACCGAGGGGCCCAUGGCAUCAUCGUGGUAUACGACGUCACUGACCAGGAAUCCUAUGCCAACGUCAAACAGUGGCUGGAAGAGAUCAACAGAUAUGCCAGUGAGAACGUCAAUAAGUUGCUGGUGGGCAACAAAAGCGACCUCACCACCAAGAAGGUAGUGGACAACCCCACUGCCAAGGAGUUUGCCGACUCCCUGGGCAUCCCCUUUCUGGAGACGAGCGCCAAGAAUGCCACCAAUGUGGAGCAGGCCUUCAUGACCAUGGCAGCCGAAAUCAAGAAGCGGAUGGGGCCUGGGGCCGCCUCAGGGGGCGAGAGGCCCAACCUCAAGAUCGACAGCAGCCCAGUGAAACCGGCCAGUGGAGGCUGCUGCUAGGGGGCAGAGCUGGCCGGGCCUGGGACCUCCUCUUCUCAGAGGAUGCCCCUGAGGCAGAAUGAGGCCCUGGCCAGGCCCUUCUACCCACAGCUGCUGCCCCUUCCGCUGCUACCACCUCCAUGGGGCAUUUGAUUCUGUGGCUUGUGGGGAGUGAAUCCUCACCCACUCCCAACCCCCAACCCCCUCCCAAAGCUCUUGGUAGAUCUGUGCUAUGGGCAGGGGCUGGAGAGCCCGAGGAGCCCCUUCCCACCUCCCCCAGCCCCCGUCCUUUCCCUGGCUUUCUUGGGGGAAGAGGAUUCUGCCUCGUUCCCAGCUUCCCCUCAGAGCUGCAGUGAGACCUGGGGAGCCUCUCGUGUCUCAUUGUCAGAGAUCCGGACCCAAGGCCCAGACUGUGGGGGACCAGGGUCCUGGGGAGAUGGGCCAGCCUCAGGAGGGAGCAGCCCCACCCUCUGCCAGCUUCGCCUUCUCCCUGCCGCACCCCCACCUCACCUCUGCCAACCCUCCUGGCCUGAGCUUUGAGCUCCAUCCGUCCAGAAUGCCUUGGGGGAGGGGGCGCCUGGAGGCUUUGCACCAAACCGGUGGGUGGGUGGGUGGUGGCUGGCAGCUCCCUCUGCCCCUGGCUGCCUUGGCACCUUCCCCCUUCUCGGCCCCAGGAGGCUGUGGAGGUGGAAGGAGGCCCGGAUGGGGGCAGCCCAGGGCCCGGCUCCUGGUGACCAAACAAGACUCGUUCCUCUCCCCUUGGCAGCAGAGGCCCAGCAGGCUGCCUGUCCCUGGCAUUGCCUUGGCCCCUUCCCGUCCUCCUUUGUCUGGCCCAUUCCCCAGCCUGCUUGAGUGCAUCUCCCAGGCACAGGGGGCGCUGGGCCCUGGGGGUCUGCCCCUCCCCCCGGGGCUCCUUCGGUCUAGUCUAGGCAUGGGCCACCCCCUUGUCCCGUGGUCCCCUGGUCAGUGCGACAUAGGCGCGCACACGCACGCGCGUGCUCUUGCUUGUAUUGAAGCUGCAGGGUGGGGACCCGGGCGGCAGCCCCCCUCCCCGUGUGUGCCCCCCCUUCCUUUCCAGUCACAUCUUGUCCAGCGUUUCGCUAGGAGAAGCCACUUGGGGGGAGGAAGCGGGACAAAACAGCCUCAAUAAAUCUCCAGUGGCCUCGGGAGAGCCCCCGAGGGGUUUUGCAAGGAA